Trachymyrmex septentrionalis is the source of this 6381-nucleotide messenger RNA. RefSeq lists its product as uncharacterized. The coding region runs from base 84 to 5657 and encodes 1857 amino acids. Gene Ontology annotation, cellular component: nucleus. The record is from RefSeq and is a predicted model, not a curated record. The transcript is spliced from 6 exons. Gene Ontology annotation, biological process: regulation of DNA-templated transcription. Lineage: Eukaryota; Metazoa; Arthropoda; Insecta; Hymenoptera; Formicidae.
UAAGCAAUUCGCAGGGCGACGAUGCCGUCGUGGUCGUACGAGAAACACGACUGCGGUGUCGAAUCGGUGUGAACCUCCCGAGAAUGCAGCAGGCCAGUGUAGGUGGCUGCAACGAGGACUCCGACACGACGAGUCCCCCGGCGAGAUCGCCGGUUGAUUUCGCCAUCAAGAGCGAGCCCGGCAUAGACAGGAACGACGGUGUAAGGGUUAAAGUCGAGAUGCCCGAGCCCACGGAGGCCGGCGUCGAGAUCAAAGGUGAGCCCCGGGAGGAUUAUCAGCGGCAGCAGCUGAGCAACGACGGUUAUCACUACGGCGACAAGAAGCCGGGAUACGUUCUGGAGGCCCCCGGCCCCGGACAACCGCCACCGCCACCGCCACCGCUGACGCAUCAUCAGGGAUACCGUCCCGUCGGGCUGCCCAACUCUUUCGGCUUCCCUCCUUUUUACGGGCACCAUCAUCCGGCUAUGAUGCCGUCCUUUUCAACCGGACGCCCGUCGUCGGACGGCCCGAUCGGCAAGAUCGGCGACGUCCACGAGCAGCCGCACGUCGAUCGACAUGCGGCUGCCGCCGCCUACGGUAGAUUGCCACCGAUUCCCAACGACGGCUUCCUGCACGAGCCCCAUCAUCAUCACCGCUUCGACGCUGUCGACUUCCAGCACGGUGUACCGUACCCGGGCUUCCGGCCCGCCAUGCGUUCCUAUGGCAAUCAUCAACAGAACAACAGCGCUUACAGCAGAAGCAGCCACUAUCACCAGGCUAGACAGCGCAAGUGGAGCAGCUCCGCAUUUCGUGGUCUUCAUCCACCGAUGCCCUGGCCCACGUGGUUUUUCCGCCCAGAUCUUCCACUUGGCACGCCGUUACCGACGAGUCACGUUCCAAAUUCGAGUAACGUUCCUACUUCGUCGCCUCUGCCAUCUCGGACGCAUCUGGACGUUCCGAAAGGACCGGAGCCUCCUUCCAACAGCAGCAAAGUCCAUGGACAGACGCCAACGAUAUGCACAUCGAUCCGCUGCACGGUGAACGGCUGCUCUUGCGAUUCUUUCACACCCGGGAAACGUCAUCUGCGCUACUGCGAGAACUGUCAUCAUGGAUGGGUGCCUCACGCGCUGGCGCGACUGUCAAACAUCCACCACCAACAGCAGCAACAGCAGCAGCAACAGCAGCAGCAGCAGCAGCAGCAUGGUGGUGCGGGUAGUGGGGAUGUCGUCUCCGGCCCUCGUUCUACUGGUAGGGAGGAUAAAAGCGUCGUAGGGAGGGUAAAACACCCGGCAUCGGUGACGACGACGACGACGACGACGGCAGCGGCGGCGGCGGUGGCAACGACGACGACGACGGCGACGGCGACGACGACGAUGACGGCACCAGCGACUAGUAGUGCAGGAAGUGGAGGAGGAGGGGGUGGUGGCAGUGGUGGAGGUGACGGCGUCGGCGGCAGCGGCAGCGGAGGUGGCAGUAGUGGUGGUGGCAGUGACAGUGGUAGUGGUGGCAGCGGUACCCUCGGUGGGGAUCGUAACGGCGGCGGUGGUGGUGGAGGUGGUUGUAUCGGUGGUGGUGGCGAAGUCGCGGAGAAGGAGGAGAGGCCACCGGCUUCAGAGACUGUCGAGCCGACGGCCGCGUUUGACGUCGCAUCCCUCGUACUCUACGGCUCGCGCGCACUGCCGAUACGCCUUAAGAUCUUGCUCGAUCAGUUGUUCAACCAGUUGCCCCCCGCGCAAGUGACACGUAUCCUAGCUGCCUUCGGUUGGACCCACGAGGAUUACACGCGAGGAUACAUACUGCAGGACUCGCAGAACGGCCCGGUGCUGGACCGAUGGAGUAUCUGCUCGGCUGAGGAGGAACCGCUGGUCCUACAGCAGUUCCUCAGGUUCGCCGAGACGCGUCCGUUCGUGCAGCAGUUGCUGCUGGCCGCCGGAACGCCGGGUACGGAUGCUAUGUCACCAAGCAGACGACCUUCGCCACCGACGAUGCCACUAGCACAUCUACCACCCCCGUUGCAUAUGCUUCACUGCGGCCUACCGCCACCGGGUUCUCGGCUGCCGCAUCCGCUGCCACCGCCCCCGCCGCCGCCACCGCCAUCGUCGUCGUCGAUCUCGCAUCCCUCGAUGUCGCCGACGGCACAGAAGCACUACUCCUCGUCGACGAAUCCUACCGGCGGUGUUAGCAGAGCGAACUCGCCACCGCGUUCCUUAGACUCUCAUCUAACGGUGUCGCCGUUGAAUCGGCUGCAGAGCAUGCAGCCGUUCGACUUCCGAAAGCUGGGUACUCUCGGAUUGCCGGCAUUCCCGCCUUUACCGCCGCCGCCACCGUCCGCGGAGCAGCUCCUGCAAAAUCGCAAGUCCUCAAUGAGGAAUCCGCAGAGUCCCCACAGUCCACCUCAUCACCCAUCCGCGACGUCGCAGCUGCAAAGGCCGCAUAUGCCGGUCGCACCGAUCUCUUCCUCGGCGUUAACCUUCGGUCAUCCGCUCUCGGUCGCGGUCUCCUCCGGAGCGCUACCACCGAGCUUCCCAACGCACUUUCCGCCGCCACCGAUGGGUAAAUCACCCGGUUGCAUCGGUGGACUCACCGUGCCCGCGGACGUGCACAGCGGCGGUGAGAAGAGCAGUGAGUUCGGCUCGGAGGAGGACGAGGACGAUGAGGAAAACUCCGACAGCGCGUUGAAUCUUAGCAGACGGGACUCCGCUAUGUCGAAGCACGUGAUUUCCUGCGAGCAACGACAUCCACCGCCGUUGUCGCUCCAGGCGACGCCGUUGGGCAGGCCACCCGGCAUACCCGGCAGGAAGCCGCACUCUCCGGGUAAGCGACCGGGCAGCCAAUGGGGCGCCGCCGCCGCGAACAUGCCGCCGAAUCUUGGUACACCUUUCAUCAAUCCCACCACCGGCAAGAAGCGCGUGCAGUGCAACGUCUGCUUGAAGACCUUCUGCGAUAAGGGCGCCCUGAAGAUCCAUUUCAGCGCGGUGCACCUACGCGAGAUGCACCAGUGCACCGUCAAGGGUUGCAGCAUGAUGUUCAGUUCGCGUAGAUCGCGCAACCGACACAGCGCGAAUCCAAAUCCGAAACUGCACUCACCGCACCUGCGCCGCAAAAUCUCUCCGCACGACGGCCGCUCGUCCAUGGCGCAUGCCCUGGUGUUACCACCGCAGGUUGGACUCCCGGUUCCCGCUACUGGACUGAAUCAUCUACCGUUCGGCUCGUUUCCACUGCUCACGCCACCGCCAGACCUCCGUUCGCCGGCGUCGCUGUGCGCGCUGGACUUCAAGCAUCUGGAUCUGUCGUCCACGCAAGCGGGUCAGGGCAGACCUGGCUACGACGAGGCUGCGCUGCAGCAAAGAAUGGCGAGCACGGGUCUGUCAACGACCACGGCCUCGACGACGAUGCCAGUGCCGAUGUCGAGCGUCGGGGCGACCACGACUACAACGACGGCGCGAGGUUCGUAUGGUUCCGGUGGUGGCGCAUCCAUUAGCGCGGUCUCGCCGUCCACCCAGGCGUCAUCCAUGAUACCGGAAGGCGAGGAGGACGACGACGAUGACGAUGGUGGUAUCGUCGUGGUCGCGGAGGACGAAAGCAGUAAUCUGCCAUCGAGGUUACAACCGUUGCGUGCUAACGAAGAUGACGAGCAGCCGGCUGAUUUUAGUCUGGCGAAACGGCCGAAGCUCUACUUUGGCGACACCGCCGACGAAGACCUUGCCAGCAACGAUCCCGACAGCAACGAGGAUAACGAUUCGAUGCUGGGCACAGUUGACCAGCAACCUUUCUCCGUGAAUCGGCAUUCGCUCAACUCGAGUUCCUUCCACAGCCGAGGCGUGCGCAAAAGAAAAUCCCAGCAUCCCACGAGAUGCGCUGUGCCGGCGGAGGUGCAUUCCUCGUCUACCGACGGCGACUCCUCCAACGACGAGGAGCAGCGAAUUCAACAGCGGCGGUGUCUGUCGGACGGCAUUGCGCCGAUAGCAGAAUUUCAGAAUCAGCCGGAAGACAUGUCGAUGUCCAGGCUUGAGGCGGAGGAGCGAAAGAUACUUCCCAGCUCGCCGAGGAACCAAAAAAGCAUCUUUCAUGAUCGCGAAUCAGACUCGCGCUCUCCGGACACCGGCAAUAGAGAGCGUGAGGUAGCUACGACUAAUCGACGCGAUACUUUUUCCUCUCAAGACAACGCGGAGGAUCUACCUCAGGACGAGCCGCGUGAUUUGAGCUCGAGGGCGAGCUCGGUCAAGUCGCCGAAACGACAGAUCACUCCAGAACCAAAGACCGACAACAACGCGCCGCCGUCGUCGUCGAGCACGACAUCGAGCGGGGCAACCACGACAACGACGACAACGACGACAGCAACGGGGAAGGAUCCCGACGCGAUAUCGUCGGAGCAGAAAGAUCGACGAUUGAGCACGGAAAGCGAGGAAACGUCAACAAGGGUGAAAGAGGAGACGAUCGCGAAGAAAGAACCCGCCGAGGUGACGCAGGAGGAAGGAAGGCCGACGAACAACGAGGAGCACCAGGAGGACGAGGAGGACGACGAUGAUGAGCCCAUGGAGGAGGUCGAGGAGGAGGAGGAGGAUGAGGAGGAGGAGAUGGACGACGCGCUGCGCAAUCAAGAAGGUGAGCGUCCCGAUGAUCCCCCCCGUGCCCCGAGCUCGGUCGACAGCCGUCCAACGACAGCCGACGACCUCUCCCACGACUCCUCGACCAACACUUUGCGUCAACUCGAGUCCUUGUCGCAGGGUCGAUGCGCGAUGCCGCAGCGGGUGGCUUCGAGGUCUGGCCGCGGCUCUACCAGCCCUAUCAGCCUCACGGAGACCCACCAGGAGAUCACCAUGGACAACUCCUCACGUGGCUCUCGUUCUUCCAGCGCUUCACCCUCCACAGUGGCCAUGGAUACGGACAAUAGCCUGAUCACGUACGCGCGUUACGAGAACGGCGGCUUCGUCAGCACCCAGGAAGUGCCGCUCGACCGUGAGAAUCCGCGCCGUUGCACCGCCUGCGGCAAGGUCUUUCAGAAUCAUUUCGGUGUCAAGACCCACUAUCAGAACGUCCACCUCAAACUGAUGCACCGCUGCAGCGUGGACGGCUGUAAUGCGGCUUUUCCCUCGAAACGAUCUCGUGAUCGCCACUCGGCGAAUCUCAAUCUGCACCGGAAAUUGCUGUCAACCUCGUCGAGCCCGCCGCUCUCCUCCAGCCUGCCACCGAGCCUAUCGCCGCGUGUCGACGACCCGCAAAUGAACCCACUGCUACACAACGAGUUCCUGGCACGGCUCUAUGCGGACGCUAGUAUCGGCGCAUUGGGCGCGUACCCCUUAGCACCUGGACUGCCGUCCGCGGUCGAUCUAGCGGCUCGGAUACCGCCGCCGCAUCCGCUUCUGCUGCCGCCGCAUCUCGGCGCCACGUUCCCGGGUCUGACCUCGUUCGCGUCUCACUUGGCUGGCCUAAACGGCCUCACUCAUCAGCAUCUGAAUCACUUGACGCGGCUGACCCAGGAGCAGGGCAACAGGCACGCGUCUAUUUCGGGUUCGCCUGUAUCUUCACCAGGCUCGGACGAUCGCAAAGAGGAGGCUAGAUGCACUGUGCCCGGUUGCGAGCGCGUCUUCGGCUCCCGAGCCGUACGAGAUGCGCACUCGAGGGAUCCCCAGGCCCAUCGCGACCUGCCGAUCCUGUCCACCAGCAGCGGCUCGUGACCGAUCUCGUUCUGCGGCCGCGGACACGAUUAUUAUCCCUUACUGUGAUGCCAAAAUCCUAACUCGGCGACACGAUUCGGCCGAUCGGUCACCGACGAUCUCGUUUCUAAUUAGGAUCUCGGCAGAGACCUAGAAAGCGGUCCCUUCCCCACGAACAGGGCACGUUUCGUUGCCCUCUAAAACGUUCCAUUGAAAUAUGCGUAAAAAAACGUGCAAUAUCGAGCGGAGUGCGUGCGGAAUGAUCGACCAUCAACGUGACCGACGUGGAAAGCGGUCUCGUUGAUCAACGCCUGCCCAUGGAGUGAACGAGCCAGUUCCAAUGCGGUAAUAUCUGCCUGCCAGCCUUCUUCCCAUUUCUCAGAUUUAUACGUCAGAACGCAACACGCGAGUUUGUUGGGCUAAUCUAGUCAAUUUGAAAAUCUCGAUUUCGUGCGUUGUCAGAAACGACGGUAAAAGACACGCGCUGAAUCGUUGCCAGUUUAUUUCGCUCGAUUAAUCGAACUAAUACUGUGCAAAAUUCUGGGUAACGUGAUGUCAAAUUUUAAACAACAAAGUAACAAAGAUAAUUUCAAGCAAUCAAGAGAAAUUUACAAGACAUAUGAUAAAUCGAAUUUUGUAAAAAGGAUAAACGACUAUAGGUGUUGCAUAAAAUUUUUAUGUUUAGUUGAAACGUGUAUUUUUUUUUUGUAGCGAUACGCGGAUUAUAUCGCACAACACAUUCAAA